Talaromyces marneffei is the source of this 2559-nucleotide messenger RNA. RefSeq lists its product as uncharacterized. Gene Ontology annotation, molecular function: ATP-dependent chromatin remodeler activity; ATP binding. The record is from RefSeq and is a predicted model, not a curated record. Lineage: Eukaryota; Fungi; Ascomycota; Eurotiomycetes; Eurotiales; Trichocomaceae. The transcript has 7 exons. The coding region runs from base 1 to 2559 and encodes 852 amino acids.
AUGGAGGCAACCGGCGAUAAUGCUGUGGAGGGGACUCCAGCAUCAGAUUCCAUGCCAAUUGACAAGACUACAGUAACAGAUUCCAUUCCUGUCCAGGGAACUCCUCAGACCGAUGUUGUCACUGUUCCGGAAACCCCACCGUCAGAUUCUAUUCCUAUCGAGGGAACUCCCCAGAACGAUACUGUUCCUAAGCCUGGUGAAGCCGAAAUCCAACUAGAGGCCCCCCAUGGGUCAAAUCCUGAGCAGCAGCGAGAAACUGCCGAGAAAACACCCGAUACAAAUGAUGAAGAGCUUUUUGUCACCCAGGGCCCUCCUCAGAAACGAAUUCGCCGCAGUCCGCAUUUGACCAACGCCGAGAUUCGUGAGAGUGUCAAGAUCGGUCUAGAUGAUAGCGGUGUCGGAAGAAUACCCAAAGCAAGUCUACCGGUGGCCUCCUUGAGACCCAAUGUCAAUACCAGCAAUAAGGGCAAAGGUCGGAAAAAGUCGAAAGCCAAUGAUGUUGAUGUUUCGACUCUGGGGGGCUCUGAUAUCAUUGCGGAUGUCCAGACAAAUUUUGGACAACCUCCUAUCCCGACAUCAGCUCAAGGAAACAAACAGAGUAAUCUGAAUGAGCUCGUUGAAAGUCUACCACCAGAGGCUCGAAGUGCCGCCACACCUGACAAAAAACUUAUCAUUGAUGCUACGAAGAAAUUUACCAAGGCACCCAGAGUUGACAAGAAGGGGGGCUGGAAACACGCCAACCUCAAAACGAGUCUUUUUCACCAUCAGGUUCUGGGUGCAGGGUUUAUGCGUGAGAGAGAGAAGUCAAAGGACCAGCCGAAAGGCGGUAUGCUCUGUGAUGUUAUGGGCUUGGGAAAGACGAUCCAGACACUCGCCAACAUUGUUGAUGGUGCAGACGAGAAACUAGAGGAUAAUGUAAACACGACAUUGAUUGUGGCCCCCCGAGGCUUAAUCACUCAGUGGAAAAUGCAAAUCGAGAAGCACGUCCAGAACAAUGUCUUAGUACCGAUUCUUUGUCAUUAUGCCGGUUCUAGGAACAAUUCAAGCGAUAUCGAGCUCUUCUUGCAGAGCAAGAUAAUCCUCACGAGUUAUGACGAGAUUCGAAUUUCUUAUCCCAAAAUGAAGGAAAAGCCGGAGAAUUUGUCGCCUGAAGAACUGCUUCGUUGGGGAGUGAGGAAUUUCAUGAACUCGGCUGGACCACUACAUCAAUUUCGCUUUCGACGCAUCAUCCUCGAUGAGGGGCAGCAGAUACGUAAUCCAGAGUCGCAGACGUCAAUUGCAGUCCGGGCACUUCAUGGACAUUACAAGUGGAUCCUGACUGGUACUCCUCUGCUCAAUCAUAGUGCUGAGUUCUGGGCUUAUUUCAAGUUCCUGGGGGUUCCCAAUAUUGGACGCUUUUCAAGUUUCGUUACAAACUUUUGUAAUGGAAGCGACUUAUCCAAUCAACGCCUGGUGAACAUCGUCCAGAAAGUCGUCUACAGACGUACAUAUCGCUCCCGGCUCUUUUCCUGCCCUAUCAUUACCCUCCCAAAUCUGAACGAGGAGACCAUACUCGUAAACCCAUUCGUAAUUGAACAAGCUCUUUACAAAAUGCUUGUCACUUCCUUCAUCGACCAACUGAAUCGCUUGGCAAACCAGCAAGACGAACAAAGUAGAUGUUUCCUUACUAUGCUCCUCAAACUGCGCAUGCUCAAUAGUCAUAUACUUUGUGUCCAAGACAGAUUGAAGGGGAUAUUGAGUGACGGAAAAAAUAUGGCAAAGCUGCAAAUCGCCGUUGCAGAUUGCAGUGACGAUGAGGCCAAUAUCAAUCGUGACAUUUACGUGCUUCUUGAAGAGCUGGUGAAGGCCACGAAACAAGCGAAGGAGUCCCAAAAGUCCCAAGAGAGGAUGACUUCGGUUGAGAGCAUGCUGGAGAACUUUCUUGCUACAGCGGACAAUCCACACAAUGAUAGCAUGGACUGGAUGGCGGACGCAGGCCAUGACAUGCCUAGUUCAAAGGUUUUGAAGACACGCGAUACGAUUCGGAAGUGGUUCAAGGAUGGCUCUGCUACCAAGUGUGUGAUUUUCACCCAGUUCCGUGACAUGACAAAGAUAUUCGCAAACAUGUGCACGAAAGAGAAAUGGGCCUUUACAAGGCUAACCGGAGACAUGACCAUCGACGACCGCGACCGGAGUCUCAAGGAUUUCCAGGCAUUACCCGAAAUCAAAAUCCUGAUCGCCUCUCUCAAAGCCGGCGGUGUCGGUCUAGAUAUCACUGCCGCCAACAAGUGUAUCUUGGUUGAGCCCUGGUGGAAUGACGCCAUCCAGCAACAGGCCUUUUGCCGUUUGUUCCGCAUCGGGCAGGAACGCGACGUUGAGAUUGUGAAAUUGGUCGCUAAGAACACAAUUGAUGAUUACAUGAUGAAAUUGCAAGAGAUGAAGCUCAAGGAGAUUGAGGGUGCGAUUGGCGACGCUAGGCUGCCCUCAGUUGGAAUUCAGGCACAGUUGAUCCAUCAUUUUGGUGAUGCUGAACGAUUGCCCGAUGGAACAUUUAUGAUACGUGAAUGGGGUCACAAGUGA